Molecule: messenger RNA, 1554 nt
Organism: Sipha flava (yellow sugarcane aphid)
Lineage: Eukaryota; Metazoa; Arthropoda; Insecta; Hemiptera; Aphididae
Product: UDP-N-acetylglucosamine transporter-like
Exons: 2
Coding region: 487-1530 (347 amino acids)
Biological process (GO): pyrimidine nucleotide-sugar transmembrane transport
Cellular component (GO): Golgi membrane
Molecular function (GO): UDP-galactose transmembrane transporter activity
Source: RefSeq, a predicted model, not a curated record
AAAAAACAAUCAAUUCCACUGAAUCUUUAACGUUUAAAUUGAUACUGAUAAUACGCAUCGGUAGAUGAAUCAAACAGUUGGGUGGGUCUAAAUUGCGUUGACAAUAUUUUUAAAUACCAUGGACUCCGGACUCUAGACCACUAAUCUAUAUUAUAUUAUACUACUACCAACUAGUCGAUGGGGAAAACUUUGAUUUCGUGUUGAGUGUGGCCGUAUAGAACAUGAGAAUCUUUUUAUAGUUAUCCGGUGCCAUGAUCAGUCGUCGUUCGCAUGUGACGUGUGAACUGCAUACAUCGGGUUUAUUUAAAUCAAUCGCUAAGAGUGAUUAACAAGAUCAGACUUCUAUAACUUCUUGUUUUAAAAUUUAUUUAAUUUUUCGUUAUAACAUACUCGAUCACCGUAACGGGUAAAGGUGAUACGUUCGAAUACGUGUUAAGUGCUUAAGUGGAAUUAUUGUCACAGCCACAAAGGGUUGUUUAGGUACUAAUGACAGAGGAAAAACAUGAAAUACAGUCGAAAGCACAAAUGGAAAAUCUACAGACGAUCCAAAACAAACGUAACUCCUUGAAACUGAUAAUAUUGGUGGCGUUGACGAUCCAAACUGCUAUUCUUUCUCUCAGUAUGUUUUACGCAACUUCACGGCCCGGCGACAUGUUCAUCACGUCUACAACUGUCUUCUUGGCUGAGACAGUUAAACUCGUUGUAAGCUUGAUGUUGGUCUACCAGACUGAAUCCAUAUCAUGGAAACAUCUCAUAUCCAUACUAAACAAAACAAUCAUUAAACAACCUAUGGAUACAUUGAAAGAUUGUAUACCGUCUUUGGUGUAUGUAAUACAAAACAAUUUGCUGUACGUCGCGACUUCAAACUUAGAUGCAGCUACCUGUCAGAUCACUUUGCAGCUUAAAAUAUUUACUACAGCUUUAUUCUCAGUGCUUAUACUAAAACGUAAACUUUUGAGACAUCAAUGGAUUGCACUAGCAGUAUUGAUAGCUGGUAUUGUUCUUGUUCAGCUUGAUAAUUCAACUGAUAAAACUCAAAAAACACAUCCAGAACAAAACCGGUGGAUUGGACUACUGUCUGCGCUUGUUGUAUGUUUUUUGUCUGGAUUUGCUGGAGUUUAUUUUGAAAAAAUAUUAAAAGGAGCUGAAAUAUCAAUAUGGAUGAGAAAUAUUCAAUUGAGUUUUGUUUCUAUACCAUUAGGUGUCAUUGUGAGCCUUAAAGACUGGACCAAUAUUUCCAAUAAAGGGUUCUUCUAUGGAUAUGAUCUUUACAUAGUAUAUUUGAUAUGUUUACAAGCGGCUGGAGGACUUAUUGUAGCAAUGGUUGUAAAAUAUGCUGACAAUAUAUUAAAAGGGUUUGCCACUUCAUUAGCAAUUGUUGUGGCAUGUGUUUUCUCAAUGUAUUUCUUUGACUUUACAAUAAGUAUUCAGUUUGUGGUUGGUACAUUUUUAGUAAUGCUUUCAAUAUUUUUGUAUAGUUAUACUAAGGGAAAUAAAUCGCCUAACUUAAAUACUAUACAAAAAGCAUAAAUAUCUAUAAGAUAUCACAAUUUU